AUGGCAUCAUCAUCUACUAAUGAAAAUUCCUAUGAUUAUUAUACAAUUAUUCAAAAUGAAUUAUAUAUCACUAUUUGUCCUAUUUUAAUUGGCAUUGGUAUUAUAGGUUCUACUUAUUUAAUUGCAUUUAAUAUUUCGAAUUUUCUAUCAUUAAUAUUUGGUUUAUUACCACCUGUUUUAUCAUAUUCAAUUAAUUUCGACCUAUCAUCUUCCAGUGUGAUCUAUUGCAAAUUUCGAUUUUAUCUCUCAACAAUAUUUAGUACACUUUCUCCUAUUUAUCUAGUUCUAGCAUCUAUUGAUCGAGUACUUAUCACAUCAACAAAUGCAUUACUACGACAACGAAGUACAUGUUCCUUAGCGUAUUGGUCUAUUGGUAUUACUGCAAUAAUUGGUUUACUCUUUUAUAUCCAAAUUUUUGUACGUGUUAAUAUUCAAAAAAUUUUCACAGGUGUUUACUUUUGUUAUUAUGAUUCAGAUAUCAUCUAUGGAAUAGUUUUUGUAUACAGUAGACUUCUAAUCAAUGGUUUAAUACCAACAUUUUCUAUGAGUGUAUCUGCUAUACUUACAUUGAAAAAUAUUAAUCAAUUACGUAUAAAUCCAACAAUAAGAAUAAAUAAUCAGUUAUCAAAAGAUCGUCAAUUAACUGUUAUGCUUGUUAGUGAAAUAGUUAUUUACGUACUAUUUAAUUUUAUGACACCAGUUACACUUAUUUACUUUCAAAGUACUCAAUAUCAAAUGCAAACUAUUCAACAACAAGCACUCAAUAGUUUUCUAAUUGGUGUUUCAUUCUUUUUAUCUUAUAUACCAGUUUCAAUCAAUUUAAUAGUAUCAAAAUCAUUUCGUCAAAAUAUUAUUAAAAUGUUCUCCAAAAUAUGUGGCUUAUGCUCUGUACAAUAUAAUAGAGGGCGAAUGAUCAAGCCGGCUGCAACAGUACAUCCUUCGUUUAUACAUUAA
This is a messenger RNA of Adineta steineri, 954 nucleotides long. Lineage: Eukaryota; Metazoa; Rotifera; Eurotatoria; Adinetida; Adinetidae. The record is from the annotation of a GenBank genome assembly.